GCAAGAUGGCGGCGCCCCUUUGCGCGCUUGCCAGCAGAACGCAGCGCUCGGCGCGGGCUGAGCUCGCGCAGCGUCUGGCGGGGAGCCUGACCCCGAGCCUAGCGCGCGGGCAGGCGGGAGUGGGGCGGCGCUGGUGCGGCGAUGCCGCGCGACAGAAAAGCACCCAUUUCGGUUUCCAGACCGUGCCAGAGGGAGAGAAGGCGGCGCGCGUCUAUAAGGUGUUUGAAAGCGUUGCUGGCAGGUACGACCUCAUGAACGACGCCAUGAGUCUGGGCAUCCAUCGGCUCUGGAAAGACGCCCUGCUGCGUGUGAUGAACCCACAGCCCGGGCUGCGCCUGCUGGAUGCGGCCGGAGGGACAGGUGACAUCUCCUUCCGUUUCAUGGCCUACACACGCUCCGUGCAUGAGCAGAAGCUUCGCCGGAGAGCACGGUCCAAUCAGACGCCUUCGUGGCAGGACAUCACAGCCAGUUAUAGCUCAGAGGGGGCGGGGCCUCCACAGUCCAGGGCGGUGGUGUGUGACAUCAAUAAAGAGAUGCUGAAAGUGGGGAAGGGGCGGGCAGAGGAGGCGGGAAUCACCACAGGCGUGUCCUGGGUGGUGGGGGAUGCGGAGGAACUCCCGUUCGACGAGGAUCAGUUCGAUGUCUACACCAUCGCCUUCGGCAUCCGCAACGUCACCCAUGUUGAGCAGGCUCUGCAGGAAGCCUUUCGUGUUCUUAAACCAGGUGGGCGGUUUUUGUGCUUGGAGUUCAGUCAAGUCUCCACUCCACUUCUUUCCAAGCUGUAUGAUGCAUACAGUUUCCAGGUGAUUCCAGUUUUAGGUGAGGUGAUUGCAGGUGACUGGAAAUCGUACCAGUACCUUGUGGAGAGCAUCCGGAGAUUCCCAAACCAGGAAACGUUCAAAGGAAUGAUCGAGGAGGCUGGUUUCGCCCGUGUCCAGUACAUCAACUUGACUGGCGGAAUAUGUGCUAUUCACUCAGCGUUCAAACUGUGAGCGCUGCUAACAGCGCCCUCUGCUGGGUGAGCUGAGCCACUCAACUUACUGUCCCCUCGGAGAGAAGGCACUGGUCGUAGCCCAGAGCACAGGGUGCACCUUUGGAUGGUUUGGUCUCCAUGGUAAUUCCCUAAAGCCUCAGUUAUGUGUGUGACCUUGGACAGCAGAAUUUAAAAGACUUUAAUGUGAUUUUCUAAGCAUGUGUGCAUGUUUGUGUGGUGCUGGAAGUAGCAGGGGGUCAUGGGUACAGCACAUUAGGGUGCCUGAGCUGCUCUGAUGCCCCCUACAGGCUGAUGUAUGCAUUACACUACAUUUUGUUCUGUAGUUCACACCAGAAAUGACUCAAGUCUGUUCAGUUGAAUAAAACCAUAUAAUUUUCAAA
Molecule: messenger RNA, 1374 nt
Organism: Electrophorus electricus (electric eel)
Lineage: Eukaryota; Metazoa; Chordata; Actinopteri; Gymnotiformes; Gymnotidae
Gene: coq5
Product: coenzyme Q5, methyltransferase
Biological process (GO): ubiquinone biosynthetic process
Molecular function (GO): 2-methoxy-6-polyprenyl-1,4-benzoquinol methyltransferase activity
Source: RefSeq, a predicted model, not a curated record